GUAUGAAUCCGUAUUAGUGGGCCUCGGCUCAAUUUUUUAUCACUUUUAUUCGCAUUGAGCUACUUGUUUUGGGUGCCAGAGGGUUUCGGCUCGGCUCCCAGACGGCGCAGUAAAACCUCCGGAGCGAAUUAGAGCCGAGCGUUAAGCCGACAGAGAGAGAGAGAGAGACCGGGGUGGCGCGGAGGCAAAAGACAAUACAGAUUGUCACCCCUUACAGUGUAUGUGUGGCAACAACAUGUCUGUGCCGCUGCUCGCUGAGGCUGUGACGGUGUCCGGGACGGAGAAGGAGACCGCAGCGGUGAUCUUCCUUCAUGGCUUAGGAGACUCAGGGCACGGUUGGGCAGACGCUCUGACGGCGAUCCGGCUGCCACAUGUCAAGUACAUCUGCCCCCACGCGCCCCGAAUCCCCGUCACUCUCAACAUGAAGAUGACGAUGCCCUCGUGGUUUGAUCUUAUGGGUCUGAGGCCAGACUCUCCAGAAGACGAAGCUGGAAUCAAGAAGGCAGCAGAGAACAUUAAGGCCAUAAUUGACCAUGAGACCAAGAAUGGGAUUCCUCCAAAUCGUAUCCUGCUUGGUGGCUUCUCUCAGGGCGGGGCCUUGUCCUUGUAUACUGCCCUGACUUGCCAGCAGCAGUUGGCUGGCGUUGUGGCUCUCAGCUGCUGGCUACCGCUUCACAGGUCUUUCCAAUCGGCGACGAGCGCCAGCGGGUACAAGAACGUGCCCAUCCUGCAGUGCCAUGGGGAGAUGGACAUCAUGAUCCCCAUGCAGUUUGGGGCCAUGACGGCAGAAAAACUCAAGACCAUAGUGAACCCUCAGAUGAUCACCUUCAAAACCUACCCAGGGCUCCAGCACAGCUCCUGUCCUCAGGAGAUGGCGGCUGUAAAGGAAUUUAUCGAGAAGCACUUGCCCCGGAUCUGACCUCACCUUGUCCCCACUGUGACCCCCUAGACACUGACCUCUCACCCUCGACCUGCCAUUCUCCCACAGGAAACAGCCAUGAGCACCCCCUCUCCCACACACAUACACACACACUGACAAAAUAACACACACAUGCAUGAACACACUAACACACACAUACAUACUCACAUUCAGAAACACUGACUCACACAGUACAUCAGUACAUUCCUUUGGGCUUUAUUUCAGCAACUACUGUCUUUUCCAUUCACCCCCCGUCUCUCCCACUACCUCCAUUCCUCCCCUCUUUCCUCAUUCACUCCAUCACUUUCCAUCCUUUCUACACUUGUCACAUCACCCAUCCCCUCUACCACCUCCCAUAGCUGCGUGUUUCACUUUAGUAAGUCAGUUUGUGUGGGGGGAAAAUAAAAAACAAAACAAACAAACAAAAAAAACAAUAUAGAAUGAGUCAGUAAGCUAGUUAUCUGCUGGGCUGCUGCCGCCCCUCUGUGUUAGAGUAAUAUCUGCUUUGGCAGCAGUUAUUGAGGAUUCCUAUAGUCGAAUAACAUGGAGUCUGGCUGAGGGUGAGGCUCGGGUCCAGUGAGCACUGGGUUUAGGUUUUUUUUUUUUUUUCCUCUCAAAACCUGAUGUUCUGGAUCCAUCUGGAGUGACUGCACCCCUCCAACCCCACAACGGUGCACCACAGCCUGUCCAGGAUGCCCCUUAUUUAAAAUGCUAACAACCCCAACCUACUCCUUUCUGACAUUUUUUUUUUUCUCUUGGAUUAUGUUAAAAUAUCUUGCAUUAUACCAAGAAAGUCACACUGAAAUAAACUCAUCGAUGAAGACCUGUGGCACCAUGUUCUGUUUUUUCACUGUUUUAGAAACUGCAUUAAUCAGUUUGGUGAAGGAGCGGGGGAGUCUUUUCUUUUGAAAACCCUUUGUUCUCAUUAUAUGAUCAGUUGAUUUUUUGUUUUUCCUUUUACCGAUUGACAUUGCAGGCAUUGUUGUAUGAUGUUAUCCCACAGCGUUGAACACUGUAUCACUCCAGAUGGUUGCAGAGCCACACAGACUGCACUCAGCAACACCAACACACAGCAUGAAGUCAUUUCACUGUCCAUCCCCCCCCAAAACCCAUUCUCCCCUUAAAUCAUCCUCUCCUGCCCCCGGGAACCUCCUUCCUCCUCUCCAUUCAGUCGCGGUUGAUUUGAGACGGUCUUGGUCCUUUUUAAAUUUUUGUAGAAUCUCAUUUCUGCAUCGUUAUAUAAAAAAAUCAGCAUGGACCAUCCAUUCCCUCGAUAGGAAAAUAUUUACUCCCUCCCCGUCCUUCGGCAACUUACAGGAACCUACUAAUAUUACAUGAAAGGUCAGACGUAAAGUUAAACCCAGCACUGUUGUAUUUCACCUCUUAAAGAAAUGGCUAUACACUGGGAGGGCUUUGGCGAGAAGCUGUUCCAAUAUUAACUGAAGGGUGAUUUUUUUUAAAAGAAACAAUUUAAUCUUGAACAACUUGUGACCCUUGGACAUAGGAAUAUAACUGAGGAGUCGUGUGUGCUUAAAGAAAUAUAUCAGGUGUUCUGUAUUUUCCUUUGAAUGUUUAUUUUUCUCUCUCUCUUUCAUGAUUACCUAUUCUAUAUUGCUGUUCUGAAACCUAAUUUAAAAAAAAAGAAAAGAAAACCAGUGGAAAGGAGGAAGCUAAAGAUUUGUUUUUGAUUGUUGUUUUACAAAUCAAUGAAUGUCUCUCAUCUUCUUGAGUCCUUUUCUAGUUUCCGUUCUCUUUUGACUAUGAUGCAACCCUCCGCUGUGCUCUGCUCCCCUGUGCUUCAUCUCAUUGUUUCGCUUCGAUUUUCUUUUCUUUUCUCAGCUUUGUCACGCCCUAUCGAUCUUUGAUUAUUCCAGCAUUUCCCUAUGCGUGACAACGUCAGACAGUCUUGUGUGUGUUGCCUGAAAUGUAUGUUGUCAGUGGUUAAAAUUUUUACAUUUGUGUUUUUUUUUUUGUUUGUUUGUUUGUUUUUCGUUUGUUUUGUUUUGUUUGACUUUUGUUUAGUGUGUUUUGUCACUGUUGUCAUCUCAUCCUUUACAUGUCUGUUUGUAAUGAUAAGCUUCGAGAAAACAUGUUGCGGUGAGACGGUUAGUCUCUCCGUUUAUUUUAUUUCCAAGACACCUGUAUGCAGAAUAAAUGACGCAAAUAACAGUA
Messenger RNA from Myripristis murdjan (pinecone soldierfish), 3091 nucleotides. RefSeq names its product lysophospholipase 2 (gene lypla2). Gene Ontology annotation, cellular component: cytoplasm. Lineage: Eukaryota; Metazoa; Chordata; Actinopteri; Holocentriformes; Holocentridae. Gene Ontology annotation, biological process: protein depalmitoylation. Gene Ontology annotation, molecular function: palmitoyl-(protein) hydrolase activity; carboxylic ester hydrolase activity. The coding region runs from base 221 to 919 and encodes 232 amino acids. The record is from RefSeq and is a predicted model, not a curated record. The transcript is spliced from 10 exons.